AUGAGCAUUGGGUUGGGCGUGGCAAUCUAUGCUGCUGUGAAGCCAGUGCUUAAAAUCUACGUGAUUAUAUUUGUAGGUUUCCUCCUGGCAAAAUACAAUCUGGUCACGGUGGAAACCAGCAGGGGAAUCUCGAAUAUGGUGGUCAAUGCUAUUCUCCCUUGUCUAACUUUCAACAAAAUCGUGGGUAACAUCUCGGCCAAAGACAUUAAAGAAGUAGGGGUUUUGGUGCUUACUGCGUUUGUGAUCUUUGCCACCGGGGGUGUUUGUGCUUAUUUAACUAAAUGGGUAGCAAAUUCGCCGCGGCAGUGGUAUUGGGGCUUGCUUUUUGCGGGCGUGUUCCCAAACAUUUCGGACCUGCCAAUCGCCUAUGUUCAGAGUAUGAGCAAUGGGUCCGUUUUCAACUCUUCACAGGUAGAUCGUGGCGUUGCAUACUGUUGUAUCUUUUUAACAACGCAGAGCUUUUUGAUGAUGAAUUUUGGUAUGUUUAGGAUCGUUGGUUUGGACUUUAGGGAGCCCCAAAAGGAUGACGAGCAACAAGUCGAAAGCACCUCUCCCGCGAAUUUCAGUCACGGUCGAGCCGAGUCGGUCAUUACUGAUGAGCAUGGCAAUGCACUACAAAGCUGGCUGUCCGAUAAAGCCAAAUCCAAUGCUUCGGUAGGUCGUAACUACAAUACCACUGACGCAGGUUCAGUCACCGGUAAUAACUCAAGCCAAGACGAAAGGACACUCGAGCACGAGCAAGACCCUGUUCCCUUCGACGCGCAAUCGAUCCCGAGCAGCAGUUUGAGCUCCAACUCAGAGUACUCUGUGGACGCCUUGCCAAGCGUUUCGCGACGUGGCUCCACGAUGUCGCGUCGCACUCAAGGUCAUUCUAUGGCGCCUGUGCCAAUCCCAAGUCCUAUAGAGAAAAUGGCUACUGUUCGAUCAAACUCUAGCCAACGGUCCGCAGGGUCCCAAUCGAGGCGGGGCAAGAAACAUAGACGACCAUCACAAACGAUGAAUGAUGUUAUAAAUGAGUACAGCGCUGCGAGAAGGAUCAAAACUGGAGAAAUGGAUUUAACUCACCCACUGUCCUUAACACAGGAGGUGGGCGAGGAUAAUGCAUUCAGUCGUGAUGACAGCGACAUAUCUGAUGAUGAGAAUGAAUUUACUCCCACCAGAACUACCGACAACACUCUAUCGAGAACAAACAGCAACCGAUCGACCCGAUCGCGUAAGAAAGCUGGCAAGAUUUCAGCUAUUGUGAAGAGGUAUAAGCUGGGUUGGCUUUUGUACAUUUUGAUAAAUUUCUGCCGUCCUGCCUCACUAGGAGCACUGUUGGGGAUUCUGUGUUGUAUGAUACCUUGGGUCAAGGCUCUUUUUGUGCAUACCUACGUCCAUGUACACGAGGCACCCGACGGUGAGCCUGUACUAAACUUUUUAAUGGAUUUUACUGGGUACAUUGGGAAUGCCUGUGUCCCGCUGGGAUUACUACUCCUAGGUGGUACUUUGGCUCGACUUGAGAUCAAAAGCUUACCCAAAGGGUUUUGGAAAACCACCGCGAUUAUGACCACAUUCAGACUUGUCAUUCUUCCAAUUAUUGGUAUCGCGUGGGCAGAUAAACUGUACGACAUCAAUUGGAUUGAGAAUGACAUUGCUAAAUUUGUUGUUAUACUUACAUGGGCAAUGCCUAGUGCGACCGCGCAAGUAUAUUUCACUGCGUUCUACACCCCGCUAGAAGGAAAUCAUGUCCAAAUGGAUUGCUUGUCAGUCUUCUUCAUGUGCCAAUAUGCGUUUUUGUUUAUAACACUCUCAGUAGUGGUGAGCUAUGCGCUGAAGGCUGACCUCAAAGUUUAG
This is a messenger RNA of Lachancea dasiensis, 1836 nucleotides long. Lineage: Eukaryota; Fungi; Ascomycota; Saccharomycetes; Saccharomycetales; Saccharomycetaceae. The record is from the annotation of a GenBank genome assembly.